This is a messenger RNA of Tinamus guttatus (white-throated tinamou), 5461 nucleotides long. Lineage: Eukaryota; Metazoa; Chordata; Aves; Tinamiformes; Tinamidae. The record is from RefSeq and is a predicted model, not a curated record.
GGCAUGUGGGGCUUCUGCUGAUCCUAAUGGAAAUAGUGCUGUCAGCCGUCAAAGUAGAUGCUGGUGGAAAGACUUACACAGGACCAUGUGGAGGAAGAGACUGCAGUGGAGGAUGUCAGUGUUUCCCUGAAAAGGGAGGCCGUGGCCAGCCAGGACUCCUUGGAUCGCAGGGGUUCACUGGACCACCAGGAUUGAUGGGGAUCCCAGGAGUGCAAGGUCCCAAAGGUCACAAAGGUGAAAGAGGACCUCCAGGAAUAAGUGGACCCAAAGGCGAAGUGGGGCAAAGAGGAGUGACCGGAUUCCCUGGGGCAGAUGGCGUUCCUGGUCAUCCAGGGCAGCCAGGAUCAAGGGGGAAACCAGGUCAUGAUGGCUGUAACGGGACAACAGGUGACCCUGGUGACUCAGGAAUUCCAGGACUUGCUGGUUUCCCUGGCACCAUUGGAAUUCAAGGACCAAAGGGCCAAAAGGGGGAGCCCUAUAUACUGCCACCGGACAUAGCCAGCCAAUACAGGGGAGAACCUGGGGACCCAGGGUUCAUUGGUUUUCAAGGACCUCAGGGUGCACUGGGUAUUCAAGGACCUGUUGGUCCAAGAGGAGCGCCAGGAAGACCAGGACCCCCAGGGCCCCCAGGACUACAAGGACCACAAGGCAACAGAGGCCUUGGUUAUUAUGGAGAAAAAGGAGAACAGGGCCCACCAGGUCCUCCAGGUCCACCUGGGCUUCCUACAAGGGAACUGAUGGGUGUCCCCUCCGACAAGCAUAAGGGUGAAAGAGGCGAACCUGGACAAAAAGGAGAAGCUGGAAUCCCAGGUCCACUUAUCUACGCUCCCGAAAAAGGUGAAGAAGGAGUAAUGGGCUUCCCAGGACAGCGGGGACUGCCUGGUGUCAAUGGCUUUCCAGGACUCAGUGGAGACAGAGGUUUUUCAGGACUUGAUGGUGAACCAGGUGCUUAUGGUCCUAGAGGAAGCAAGGGAGAACAGGGUGAGAGAGGUGUUCCAGGACCUACUUCUUAUCUUCCUUAUCCCAUUCCAAGAAAAGGCGCAAGAGGUGAUCCAGGCUUUCCAGGCGUUUCUGGACCAGAGGGAGACCAAGGAGAGGAAGGAGAUCCUGGUGCACCUGGUCUUCCUGGAUUCUCUGAUGCUGACGGGGAUAAGCCAGGCUUACCUGGAGAAAUAGGACCAAAGGGUGAAAAAGGUGAAGAUGGUUCUCCUGCUUAUCAAGCAGGCCCACCUGGGUUUCCGGGCAAGCACGGCACACCGGGACUCCGUGGUCCACCUGGUCCCCGUGGAUCUCCUGGUUAUCUCUUUGGAUUAAAAGGACAGCAGGGGACUCCAGGUAGAACUGGCACACAAGGCUUUCCUGGACAACGAGGACCAAAAGGACCUAAAGGCGAAGUAGGGGACUGUGGUACUUGUCAACUGGGUGAAGAAGUCAGAAGGGGCUUUACUGGUCCCCCUGGCCCACGUGGUUUUCCAGGAUCUCCUGGCCAGCCUGGGAGAAAAGGAGAAACUGGUGAUCAAGGUCCACAUGGUAUUCCUGGUUAUCCUGGGGCAAAGGGAUUGUCUGGUUUGCAUGGAUUUCCUGGACCAAAAGGAGAAAAGGGAGAUUCUUUAUACAUAACUACUAAAGGCACCAAAGGAAUUCGAGGAGAUCCUGGAUUUCCUGGUAUCAGAGGUGAAGACGGCUUCCCAGGAAGGGAUGGCUUAGAUGGUUUACCAGGACAGCCUGGCCUUCCGGGUGAUGGCAUCAGAGGUUUCCCUGGUGAUCCUGGUUAUCCAGGAGAAUUGGGCCCAAAGGGCUUUCCAGGAGAAACUGGUCUGCCAGGUGAAGGAUUCGUUGGCCCAAAAGGGUACCGUGGUCCUCCAGGAGACCGUGGAUCAGAUGGAAGCCAUGGACCUCCAGGUUUGCCUGGUCUGCCCGGAGAUCCUGGCCAGCUAGAUUGCGGACAAGUCAUUGAAGACUUUUCCAGAGGAGAUGGAAGUGAGCCUAUUUGGUCAGGUGCGGGCUGCGUGAGACCACCAAAGGGAUCCCAAGGCAACCCAGGACUGCCAGGAGUCACAGGUGCAAAAGGUGCAAGAGGAUUCCCAGGUGAUCCAGGUCCAGUGGGUUAUCCAGGGCUAAAUGGUACACGGGGUGAUCCAGGUCGGGAAGGAGCCCCAGGUCCUCCAGGAUUUACAGGGCCCAGAGGAGACAGGGGCCCAACUGGUUUACCUGGACUGCAGGGCCACCCAGGCCUUACAGGAAAAUCUGGAGUUCCUGGACCAGCAGGAUUGAAAGUCAUUCCUGGGGAAGUUUUAGGAGCAGCAGCAGGUCCCAGAGGGGAUGCUGGAUUCCCUGGCUUUCCUGGGUUGAAAGGCCUUCCAGGAGAUCAAGGAGUACCGGGAAUUAGAGGAGCGGAUGGCAAUCCAGGCUUGCCAGGAGCCAAAGGUGAUCCAGGGCCCCAAGGUCCCCCUGGUUUGAUUGGUUUGCCAGGAAGACCAGGAACACAUGGAUUCCCAGGGGCACCAGGAAAUCCCGGGCCAGAAGGCGGGCCUGGUCCACAAGGGCCAGUCGGUCCACCUGGUGCGAGGGGGGAAGAUGGUGAAAGAGGCUUCCCUGGUCCUGUGGGCCUGAAAGGUCUGUCUGGGGACAAGGGGGAAACAGGUUACCCAGGAUUGCAAGGAAUACGUGGCGUGACUGGUCCCCCUGGCAUAAGUGGGAUGGAUGGCUUCCCAGGUGAAAAAGGCCUGAGGGGUUCGCCCGGCAUCGAUGGUUUCAAAGGCAUGACAGGCCUGAGAGGCAGACCAGGAAUCAAAGGAAUCAAAGGCAAAUUUGGCUCUUUUGGCGCUCAGGGGGAUAAAGGCACCCAGGGCGCACAAGGCUUUAAAGGUGACCGUGGGGACCAGGGCCCCCCAGGAGAACCCCCGGAGCUUAAGCCUGGCAUGCUGAUGGAAGUUAAAGGUGAAAAAGGAGAAGUUGGAGAAAUUGGCACAAAAGGAUUCUUUGGCUUGAAAGGUAGUAAAGGAAUGCCUGGCCUACCUGGGAAGACAGGAAUUCCCGGCUCCCCUGGGCAUCCCAGUUACGUGGCCGGGGUGAAAGGGGACAUCGGUGCUAAAGGCCUCACAGGUCUGAAGGGGUAUCCCGGUCAGGCUGGCUCUCCCGGCAUCCGAGGCUUCCCUGGGAACACAGGAGGCAGGGGAGAAAAGGGUAUUCCCGGAAUUUCAGGCCAUUUUGGUACUCCUGGCUCACAUGGUGAAAUAGGUGAGCCAGGAGAAACCAUAAAUUUACCAGAAAUGCCAGGACUUAAAGGGGAAGUUGGUGUGCCAGGUUUAACAGGCUUAAGAGGAGGCAUAGGACAAAAAGGUGAAGGGGGCGAUCCCGGUUUCCCUGGAAUUGAAGGCCUCAAGGGCACUCAGGGUAUCCCUGGCUCCGUGGGACCAGAAGGUUUCCCAGGACUGGUGGGCCCACCAGGACAGCAAGGAAGCCCUGGGACUCCCGGCUCGCAAGGUGUCAAGGGAACUCCUGGCUGGCCCGGCUUGCCUGGACAAGCGGGUUUACCUGGCUUAAGAGGAAUCAGUGGAUUACAUGGUUUGCCAGGUACUAAGGGCUUACCCGGAUCACCAGGUCCGGAUGACUACGGCACUGCGGGCUUCCCGGGUAUCAUUGGCGACAAGGGAGAAGCAGGAGAACCAAGCAGAGUGGAAGGUGGCCAGGGACCUCCAGGCCAAAAGGGAGACAGAGGUGUCCCAGGAAUCCAAGGAUCCUUUGGCAUUUCAGGGGACGUUGGAUUUCCAGGGCUUCCUGGGAUUUCAAACAUAUCAGGAUAUCCUGGUGAUAAAGGUUCUCCAGGUCUCAACGGAGUGCCAGGCUACCCAGGACUACAGGGGCAGCCCGGGAUACCAGCUCCACCUGGAAGCAAAGGAGAAAGUGGACAAGAAGGUGUGAGUGGACAAAGUGGCCCAAAAGGAAGCAGAGGUGAUCCUGGACCAGCAGGGAGACCAGGAGCUCCAGGCUACCCAGGACCAAAAGGUCGUAAGGGUGAGCAAGGUGUCAUCGGCUUUAUGGGCACAGUAGGAUUUCCAGGCGAUUUGGGACCCAUCGGGCCCAAAGGGGAUAGAGGACUAACUGGCUUUCAGGGGCCCCCAGGCUCUCCUGGCCUGCCUCCACUUCCUCCAAGGUUGGUUGCUGAGCAUGGUUCACCAGGCCCCCGUGGAAAUAUAGGGCCCCAAGGAAGCCCAGGAGACAUGGGACCUCAGGGCCCACCAGGCGACCCAGGUUUCAGGGGCACCCCAGGGAACCCAGGACCCCAGGGCCGCGGCGGCGUCCCUGCUCCUCCCGGCUUCCGAGGGGAACAAGGAGCCACAGGGGAACAAGGCCCCGUGGGAUUCGAAGGCCAGCCAGGCCGCCCCGGGAGCCCCGGGCUGCCGGGCAUGCCAGGGCGCAGUGUGAGCAUUGGCUACCUGCUGGUGAAGCACAGCCAGUCUGAGCAGGAGCCCAUGUGCCCCAUCGGGAUGAACAAGCUCUGGAGUGGCUACAGCCUGCUGUACUUCGAGGGACAAGAGAAAGCACACAACCAGGACCUAGGGCUGGCUGGCUCAUGUUUGGCUCGUUUUAGUACUAUGCCCUUCCUCUACUGUAACCCCGGAGAUGUUUGUUAUUAUGCGAAUCGAAAUGAUAAAUCCUACUGGCUCUCAACUACAGCGCCUCUUCCAAUGAUGCCUGUGGCAGAAGAAGAAAUUAAACCAUAUAUCAGUCGCUGCUCCGUUUGUGAGGCCCCCGCCGUGGCCAUUGCUGUCCACAGCCAAGAAGCUUCCAUACCCCGCUGCCCUGAAGGCUGGCGCAGCCUGUGGAUUGGAUACUCCUUCCUUAUGCACACGGCGGCUGGCGAUGAAGGCGGAGGACAGUCGCUGGUGUCUCCCGGGAGCUGCCUGGAAGACUUCAGGGCUACUCCUUUCAUCGAAUGCAAUGGCGCACGUGGGACAUGUCACUACUUUGCAAAUAAAUACAGCUUCUGGCUCACUACGAUUGACCAGCCGUUCCAAAGCAAGCCCUCAGCAGAUACACUCAAGGCAGGACUCAUCCGAAGCCAUAUCAGCAGAUGUCAAGUCUGUAUGAAAAAUUUAUAGAAGUCCUUCAUAGUAUGAGGAACCUGCUUAUACCGCGGUUCUUAUACGGUGAACCCUUCUAUGAUGUUUAGACAUUUGAAUAAAUCAUGUGGUGCUUUUUUAACUUAUUACCUCAUCCCUAGGUGCAACACAAAUUGAGUAUAACACACAUACGUAGUGCUGUGUUAUUCUACUACUAUGAUAUAUAUAUUUUUUGCUUCUCUAACAUGAUGUCAUUUGCCAACUGAUAAAAAUACUCCCAGCUUUGAAACACCAAAAAACUUUCAGUAAUAAAUGGUUACCUUGGUCAGCUACCCACUGCAUUUACUUUAAGAGAAUAUAUGUAUCUAUUCUAUUAAUUGUAUUCGUCACAACAG